This is a messenger RNA of Pseudogymnoascus destructans, 1566 nucleotides long. RefSeq lists its product as uncharacterized. The transcript is spliced from 4 exons. NCBI's taxonomy places the organism in Eukaryota, Fungi, Ascomycota, Leotiomycetes, Thelebolales, Thelebolaceae. The coding region runs from base 1 to 1566 and encodes 521 amino acids. The record is from RefSeq and is a predicted model, not a curated record.
AUGAGCGAGUUUACAUAUGAUGCGAACCAUUUGGUUGUGGUCUACCGAGCGUGUAGCAGCUGUGUGUCACCUACCACACGCGGGGGGCAGCGACACCUGAGGGAGUUCCCACACAACCUACGCGGAGCUGUCCAUAAGGCCACUACUGAGCUGCUUGAUGGGUAUGGCAGGAGGAGGAGUCUGGACGAGCUGAAGGAAGAGGUGCGACGACUGAACCUACAAAGGAGUGACUCAGGACAGCUGGCGCAACCCGUGCAAGGCCUAAUGAGGCAUGAUGGGUUCUACUGCCUCCGCCCGCAAUGCAUCUACUGCACACGCAACCUAGCGAACAUGAAGGAGCACUUGCGAGUAGAGCAUAGGUUAAAGGCUGCGCAACAGAAGACCAUGCAUGGCCAGCUGUGGAAGGAGUGCAAGCUACAGACAUACUUUAAAGGCGGUAAUCGGAUCAAUUACUUUGCAGUUGAGCCUCUAAGUAAUACACAAGACAUUACCCAGCUACCCCAAGCUACGACAACACAACAAGACCAGGAGCGCCAGCUGAAGGAAGACAUGCUAUUCGAGAAGAUCAGCAAGGAUGUUAAAGAGGUCACAAAAGACCAAGAGGAGGCUGCAAAGCGGACGGGAUUCCCAAGCCACCUCACUGGGCUGAAGGUCGAGGAGAUCUACAGCUCGUACCAGCUGCCUAAGGUGCAACCACUUAGGAAGGCGGGGGAUGACGGCCGUAGCGAUGGAAGGAAGUAUGAUCCAGAGUCGUACCUGAUGCACAUUGUGCGGGCUGCAGAGAGAGCGCAAGAUGACGCAGCAGAGGGCUUGGACGAUGAUGCGACCACAAACAACAAUGAGGAUGCGUCGGCCAGCAACGCUGCAUCAGAAUCAGAGAGACCACCGAGCUCAGAGCCAACCGCGGAAGACCUUGCAAGGCUCGCAGCGCUUGAGGCAGAGAACAUCUGCACCACAAUGGUGAGCGGCGGGAUGACGCUUACGGCCAAGUACACCACGGACGAAUACCGUGUCGCCUUCGCUGAUGUAUUCCGUUCGCUCUGUCAUCUGGAGACAAUGGAGGUGAAACGUAACCUCCUUCAACCGUAUGUUGUCACUCCGCAAAUCGUGGGUGAAGUGAUCAAAUUCUUCUUCCAUCGGGUGUUCAACAUCCCAGGAGCCCGUCAGGUCCAGAACCUGGUGAAGCAGCUGCAGGCCACAGACGAGUGGAAGAUCGUCAUGAACGCAACGACAAGUCCGGCCUUGCAUCUUCCGAUGUCGCUGGGAGAUUUUAAGGUCAUCAUGGACAUGGAGAAGCGAAUCAUAAGCUAUGGCGAGUAUAGCAAUUGCAAAGAGCUUGUGGACAAGAACAAGGACAUCAUGACCUUCUUGAACAGCAAAGGACACUUUACCAAGCAAGGAGUAGGAAAGGUGACGCUUCUUAAAGAUUAUCUUUCUGAUAAGCUCGGCAUUAACCGGGAACAACUUGACAAGCACUUCCAACUAGGACGGGUGCUUCAUAUGUUAACGAGCACCUUUGGGGCAGGCAUCCUGCCUCUUCUGCCGAGAGAGACAUACAAGUUGUAA